Molecule: messenger RNA, 1712 nt
Organism: Vigna unguiculata (cowpea)
Lineage: Eukaryota; Viridiplantae; Streptophyta; Magnoliopsida; Fabales; Fabaceae
Product: protein FEZ-like
Biological process (GO): regulation of DNA-templated transcription
Molecular function (GO): DNA binding
Source: RefSeq, a predicted model, not a curated record
GUGGCUGAACCUUCGGAUGCAGAACCCUCUUCAGGAAGCAUAUAAUGGCUUCUUCACAUUGAGUGAAUUUCACUCUCUCCUUCCUCUUCUUUGCUCUUUUGCUCUUGCUCUUCUCAAACAGCAACUCAAAUUAAUACACUUCUUCUAGGGUUAAUUUGUUCAAACCCUUAAACCGCAUCUCUCUCUUUUUCACAAGUUUUGGUUAAAUCUUAUAGCAGCCACAACAAGGGUGAACAAAAGAUUAGCUAGGCUUAAUUUGCUGGUAGAAUAGAAUAGUUUUAAGACAUGGAAGAGAGAAAUGAUAACGGUGAGAAACUGGAUGAGGUUGUGCUACCGGGUUUCAGGUUCCAUCCAACAGACGAGGAGCUUGUUGGAUUUUACCUAAAGAGAAAGAUUCAGCAGAGGCCACUUUCCAUUGAGCUCAUCAAGCAGCUUGAUAUCUAUAAGUAUGAUCCUUGGGAUCUUCCAAAGUUGGCGACCACUGGGGAGAAAGAGUGGUAUUUCUACUGCCCCAGAGACAGAAAGUACAGGAACAGUGCAAGGCCUAAUAGGGUAACUGGAGCUGGGUUCUGGAAGGCUACAGGGACGGAUCGCCCUAUAUAUUCCUCUGAGGGUUCCAAGUGUAUUGGUCUGAAGAAAUCCCUAGUGUUCUACAAAGGUAGAGCUGCCAAAGGGAUUAAAACUGAUUGGAUGAUGCAUGAGUUUAGACUACCUUCUCUCACUAACCCUUCUUCAUCCCCUAAGAAGUUCAUGGACAAGACCAUUCCUGCUAACGAAUCCUGGGCAAUCUGCAGAAUCUUCAAGAAAACUAAUGCUACAGCACAAAGAGCUCUCUCUCACUCUUGGGUCUCACCCGUACCUGAAACCACCACAUCAGAUCAUAUGUUUUCCACUGAUAGAUAUGGCAACCAAUUUUCUUCACCAAACAUGCCAUUGCCAAAGAAAACUAGCUUAACCAGCCAGUUUUGUACUUUUAAUCACAGUGACACACAACAACACUCAACCACCACUAGUAGCAGCACCCCUUGUCCUAUAGAUAUUCUAGCUUCUUAUAACAAACCAAUUAUUAAUCCAUUAAUGCUUUACAAGCCCUUAGAUCUGUUACCCAUUUCAAAUGGAGACCUUAGCACUGGCUUAAUAUUCUCAUCUCCUGUUGAAACUUCAACAAACUGUGCUAAAUCUUCGAUGGAUGUUUCUUCAUUGCUAAUGAGUACCUCAACUUCUGAGGGAAUGUGCACAAACUUUGGUGGGUUACAUGAGCAUAGUAACGGCUACCAAAUACCACUACUACGUGAGAUGCAAGGGAGCUUUGGCAACCACGAUGACAAUGUGUUGGUAAAGAUUCCUAACGUGAAUGUGCCUCGUGUUGCUGACCAACAAUCGGAGACAGUGCGAUCCAUUGGGUUUCCAUUCAGUAUUGGCGAUGCAUGGAAGUCAAAUGCGCUUUGGGAUACUUCAUCUUUGUCCUUGUGAUACACCUCCUAGUUAUUCUGCAACCGAGGACUAUACGUGGUUUAAUUUACAUAAAUUAGAAGCCAUUUCUAACCAGCAGGGAUUAGCUAUAGUGUAUGAAUUGGAUUUCUAUUUAGUUUUCAUGCAUGUAGUGUAGAUUUUUUGUUAGGCUUCGAACCUUUUUAAUUUGUAACGGACAAGAUAUGUGAACUCUAAUGUUUGUAGAAAGAAUUUUGGAAGUAAUUUGGAAGUUUCAAAAC